Messenger RNA from Knipowitschia caucasica, 264 nucleotides. NCBI's taxonomy places the organism in Eukaryota, Metazoa, Chordata, Actinopteri, Gobiiformes, Gobiidae. The record is from the annotation of a GenBank genome assembly.
AUGCAGGUGCGCGGUCGGCCCGAACCCGCAGUCAACCCGCGGGUCCCUGCGGUUUCGGGCGGUUGGAUCCUCAAAAAUAUGAGUGCAUGUCAGUGGUGCGGAGGGGUCGGGAGGCUGUUAAUAAACAAAAAAAUUCAUGCUGACAAACAGGAUCGCUCCUUCCUGACACCCGCGCUAACCUCAGAACACUCCAGUUCCGAGGACAGACGUGUGAUCUACAACAGAGGCACCGAGACUGAUGACGGUGUGGGCCUCACAGCAUGA